Thermochaetoides thermophila DSM 1495 is the source of this 1365-nucleotide messenger RNA. RefSeq names its product pseudouridine synthase-like protein. Gene Ontology annotation, biological process: tRNA modification; mRNA pseudouridine synthesis. Gene Ontology annotation, cellular component: mitochondrion. Lineage: Eukaryota; Fungi; Ascomycota; Sordariomycetes; Sordariales; Chaetomiaceae. The record is from RefSeq and is a predicted model, not a curated record. Gene Ontology annotation, molecular function: RNA binding; pseudouridine synthase activity. Bases 1 to 1365 code for a protein of 454 amino acids. The transcript is spliced from 2 exons.
AUGGCGACAGACAAGGUUCUCGAGGGCGUCUUCGCCAUAAACAAACCCCUCGGCAUGAGCUCUGCCCAGGUUAUCCGCGAUUGUCAGCUCUACUUCAACCCGUCCAAGCUUUUUGCGCCUCUGCUGGAGCAGGAGCGUGCACAGCGCGCAAAGGAAUCGAACUACCAGAAAAACCGUCGCCGGAAGUGCAAGCAAGAAAUCCGCGUGAAGAUGGGGCAUGGUGGCACACUUGAUCCCCUUGCGACUGGCGUGCUCAUACUCGGCGCCGGCAAGGGAACCAAGGCGUUGAACAACUUCCUGGCCUGUACGAAGACCUAUGAAACCAUUGUCUUGUUCGGCGCCAGUACCGAUACUUACGAUCGCACUGGUCGGAUAAUCAAGAAGGGUGACUACUCUGGGGUGACUCGCGAAGCUGUCGAGAAGGCGCUCGAGAGCUUCCGCGGGAGGAUCAAACAAGUGCCGCCGUUGUAUUCGGCGCUCAAGAUGGAAGGCAAGCCUCUGUAUGAGUACGCUCGCGAAGGUAAACCCAUCCCACGUGAAAUCGAAACUCGUGUCGUCGAGGUAUCCGAACUGGAGCUGGUUGAAUGGUAUGAGCCUGGGACACACCCCCAUCGCUGGCCAACCGAGGAGGCUGGACAAGACGAGAAGAAUUUGGUCAAUUCGGUGUGGGACGUUGCCAAAAAGCAGCAGCAGAACGCUGCAUCAGGCGCACAGGUAAUUCUUGACCAGAGAGAUGGUAAAAAGCACGACGCCCCGGUGACCGUCGACCGACUCGAGAGCCUUGAGGAACACUCCUCCUCCUCCAAGCGGCAAAAGACCAAUGAAGGCACAGCUGCACCUGCCGCGACCACCGCAACGACUCGCGAACCCAGACUUGUUCCCCCUCAAGGCAAAGGCUCAAACCUAGUCCCCCCUCCUCCUUCUCCUGAUACGCCUCCUCCGUGGGAGGGCAAAGGUCCCCCGGCGGCCAAGAUUCGGAUGACUGUGAGCUCGGGUUUCUAUGUGCGCAGCCUGUGCCACGACCUCGGCGAGAAACUCGGCUGCGGUGCCAUGAUGGCCGAGCUGGCGCGUACCCGUCAGGGCCAGUUCGUGCUGGGGGGUGAGAACUGCAUGGAGUAUGAAGACCUGCUGAAGGGCGAAGAAGUCUGGGGCCCCAAGGUGAAGCAUAUGCUGGAAUUAUGGAACGGUACAGCCACGAGUACUCAGACUGCUGCUUCUGAUGGACAGAAGCAAGAAAACAACGGCAAGAAGAGCCGCGAGAGCAGCCCGGCGGGCAAGAGGAAGUCGUCACCGAAGAGGAAGAGUCGUGAGGGGUCGCCGGCUAAGCAAGCUCAAACAGAGCCCGUCGCUGCUGCCAGUGCCUAG